GUCCAACCGAACUAGACCAACUUGGUCAGGUUGGUGAAAUUGUGAAGCGCGCCAAGCACCUUGCUAAGUUUCAGAUUGAUAAUACUGCUUUGCAGUUGCGCAAGCCUUGCGAAGGUAAGCGGGCAGAGAAAGUUUCCCCCGGAUUUCAAAUUUGGUGUUGGAACUUCCGCGUACCAAAUCGAGGGAGCUUGGAAUGAAGACGGCAAAGGCGAAUCCAUCUGGGACCAUCUCGUCCACAAUUAUCCAGGAAAGAUCUCAGACGGCACCACCGGCGAUGUAGCCUGCGAUAGUUAUCAUAAUUACAAACGGGAUGUGGAAAUUCUUCGCGAUCUCGGAGUCAACAUGUAUCGUUUCUCGAUGGCAUGGACUCGGCUAAUGCCCACCGGAAUCAGCAACGAGAUCAAUCAGGCGGGCAUCGAUUACUACAAUAAUCUCAUUGAUGAACUGGUCAAGUACAAUAUCGAACCGAUGGUGACACUGUACCAUUGGGACCUACCGCAACGUUUGCAGGAGAUGGGCGGUUGGACGAAUCGGGAAAUUGUUGAUCAUUUUAAGGAAUAUGCUAGGGUGGCUUUCGAAAACUUUGGAGAUCGUGUUAAAUGGUGGACAACGUUCAACGAACCGUACCCGAUAUGCGUACUUUCAUACGAGUAUGAUUCAAUGGCCCCAGGGUACGAUUUUCCGGGAACGCCAACUUAUCUGUGCGGUCAUAAUCUGUUGCUUUCACACGCGGAAGCGGUGGAAUUGUAUAGAACGCAGUUUCAGCCAACUCAAAAUGGAAUAAUCGGAUUUACUAUGGACUCGUCUUGGAAUGAACCUGAGAGUGAUUCGGUUGAAGAUCUCGAAGCUUCCGAGAUUGCUAUGCAGUUUUCGCUUGGAUGGUACAUGCACCCAAUUUUCUCUAAAUCCGGCAAUUACCCACAAAUAAUGAUUGAUCGUGUGGGAAACAAUAGUUUGAAACAGGGGUACGCUAAAUCUCGUCUUCCAGAGUUCACCGAAGAGGAAAUAAACAAAAUAAGGGGGUCGGCAGAUUUCUUCGGAAUUAAUCACUACACAACCAACAUCGUGUAUCAAAACGAUGCGGACAACUCGGCCAACUUCAGGAUUCCUUCGUAUGACCACGAUCGCAAUACCGCAGGUUACCAGGAUCCAUCGUGGCCAGAAUCGGGUUCUGGCUGGUUGAAGGUCAAUCCGAAGGGGAUGUACUAUUUGCUGACCUGGAUUAGCAAUGAAUACGACAAUCCGUUGGUCUACAUUACGGAGAAUGGAGUCAGUGAUCUCGGUGGAACGAAAGACAUUAGUCGUAUCGAUUUCUAUAACGGAUAUCUGAAUGCCGUACUAGAUGCGAUGGAAGAAGGGUGCGACGUGCGUGGAUACGUUGCAUGGAGUUUAAUGGAUAACUUUGAGUGGAGAGCCGGACUUACGGAACGGUUCGGAUUGUAUUAUGUAGAUUACGAUACUCCGGAAAGAACAAGAAUUGCCAAAAGCUCCGCCAAGGUGUACGCCAAUAUAAUCAAAACAAGAAUGAUAGAUCCAGAUUAUAUACCGGAGCCGGAUGUGCUCAUACCUAGUCCUCCUGUAGGCACGAGGAAAAGUGUUGCAAAGUGCCAGAUUGUGAAUCGAGCUGAAGUGAAUUGUAACUAAUCAUUUUAAGACAAAUAAAUGCAACGGAGUUUCCAAUGUAACGUUUGUAUGUAUCAAAGAUAAUAAAAGGUCAAGUGAACGAGAAAAAAUUACAUCUAAAUAUUUUAUAAAA
Molecule: messenger RNA, 1756 nt
Organism: Topomyia yanbarensis
Lineage: Eukaryota; Metazoa; Arthropoda; Insecta; Diptera; Culicidae
Product: lactase/phlorizin hydrolase-like
Exons: 5
Coding region: 343-1644 (433 amino acids)
Biological process (GO): carbohydrate metabolic process
Molecular function (GO): beta-glucosidase activity
Source: RefSeq, a predicted model, not a curated record